GAGCCAAUUUACAGUUUGCCAUUGAACCUGGUCGGGCGUUCGCCAAACUAUCGAACGGGUGAAUUUCGUAGUGCCUCUUAGAGAUCGAUCCAAAAUGAUGCUGCUGCUCCAACUGGGCUCCGUGGCCCUGCUCUUCUGUUUGGCCAGUGGUGCCACCAAUUUCCCUCCCGAGCUGCCCCGCUGUCGGAUGGGCGACACCAGCUGCAUCAUCAACGUAUCCCUCAUGCUCAUCAGUCAGUACGCAAAGACUGGCUACCCGGCGGCUGGGUUCCCCCAGGUUGAACCCUUCCUAAUCAAGCGCUUCGACAUCUCCGACGGGCGCACUGGCUCCCUGAACCUUAAGCUCAAUUUUAAGGAUGUGAACGUGGAGGGCCUGUCGGGAGUGAAGUUCGAUAGAGCUGUUGGCUUUGGCGCAGAUCCUGCCACCAGCAAGUUUGAGAUGUACGGAUCCUUUCCCAAGAUCGUUCUGAAGGGCAAGUACGUGGCGGAUGGACGCAUCCUGAUCCUGCCCAUUCGCGGCGAUGGCGAUGCCGAGAUCAUCCUGCACAAUCCCAAGUUCUCGGUGAAGUUCAAGCCGGGCACCCAGUUGCGCAAUGGACGCAAUUUCCUAAGCGUGGACAAGCUCAAGGUGCUUGUGGAGCCACAAAAGAUGAAUAUCCGACUGGACAACCUCUUCAACGGCGACCAGGCCUUGGGAGCCAACCUGAACCAGUUCCUCUACGACAACUGGACGGAGGUGUGGAACGAGCUGCAUCCCUCCAUCCACGUAGCCAUCGCCGAGAUCAUGAAGAGCGUGCUGACGCAGCUAUUCAAGCGGUUCGCCUACGAGGAUCUGUUCCUGGAGAACUGAGCCCUAGGUCGUCCGACAUUAGGCUAAGUGUACGAGUAUUUCCUCACCAGCAUUUCACACACAUGGGGCGUUGCAUUCCGGCCAUUGACAUAUCAUCGUAUCUGCUAAGCUAAGCUUUAAAUUGUAGAAAUAAAACAAACAUAAUGCGAAAA
Molecule: messenger RNA, 1002 nt
Organism: Drosophila suzukii
Lineage: Eukaryota; Metazoa; Arthropoda; Insecta; Diptera; Drosophilidae
Gene: Jhbp7
Product: Juvenile hormone binding protein 7
Source: RefSeq, a predicted model, not a curated record